AUGAGUGCAUUGAACCAUUCCCCAUUUGAAGCCCUUGCUUUCGACUAUUUGAGAUGCGGAUUCUUGACGGCCGUCAACAGUGUAUGGAUAGCCGUUAUAACGGCGGCCCUCAGCUUCUGGAGGAUCAGGGCUUUGUCAUCGCCGCUCGUGUCGACGCCGGAGCCACGUGGCAGCAUCCAGGAUGCUGUAUCGACGUCGGAGGAGAAGGUUGGGCAUGCUUCAGCUUCAGCUUCAACUCCUGGUGAAACCAAGCAUUUAUUAUCAGCUGGGGCGACGACGUGGUGUGGCGUAGCGGAGCGGGAAGGUAGUUCGAAGGUGAAGUUCAGCCUGUGUUAUAACGAGGAUAUUUUCAGGGGAAGUUAUGAGGAUGAAGACGACGGUGGCUGCAAUGGUGGUGGGGCGGCGGUGACGAUGAGUGGGAAAAUAGGGUGGUGGUGCGACGAUGUUUGGGAGAGAACGACAGUGGUGAGGAUGGGAGACAUGGGGUGGUACAGGUGCCAGGAUUUGGCGGCUCUCGACGGAAGUGUGGUCCGGUUGUGGGGUGGCCGUAGGCGGAGAGCCGCCACCGGGGGUGGCGCCUUCAAGUGGUAG
This is a messenger RNA of Sesamum indicum (sesame), 591 nucleotides long. RefSeq lists its product as uncharacterized. The record is from RefSeq and is a predicted model, not a curated record. Lineage: Eukaryota; Viridiplantae; Streptophyta; Magnoliopsida; Lamiales; Pedaliaceae.